AUGUGCAGUAUCCUGGCGCAAUUGGCGGCGGCGUCUCGUUGUAUUCAGUUCACAAUGGAGGCUGGUCCAGGCCAGCGAGAGCGGUGGUUGCUGUUGCUGCUGCAACCGGAGGAGGUCGAGCAGAACUGUAACGCAAUUAAAGGAAAGACGCUGGUUUUGCGCCAUGCACCACCAAUCGCGCGAAGCCGGCGGCAGGUCAGCCUAAUUUUGGCCUACAGGCGCUCGAAGUCCCCUUCCCUUCGCCCUCAACGGCGUCAUUGCAGCAUGGACCGGACGGAUGGCCGACGACGGACACCCAAGCGUGAAAACAACUUGAAGCGUCUUCGAAAAACUACAGUACGCUCCACGGCGGCGCCAGCGACAACGACUGCGUCGCCAAUGACGAGAUUGAGCGCGCGGAGACGACGCUUCGGACUCAGCCACGAUGACACCGUCGCAUACCGUGGAGCUAAGCCACCCGAUUUCUGCUUUCCCACACUCGCCUCUGACGUAGGCCUUCCAGAUGGCGUUGCCGGCAGCGACGCCGAGUUUCGUUCAGCCGUCGGUAUUGUGUCCACGCAUACGCUUGACGAGGCUGGACAUCGGUGGUGA
Soboliphyme baturini is the source of this 591-nucleotide messenger RNA. The record is from the annotation of a GenBank genome assembly. NCBI's taxonomy places the organism in Eukaryota, Metazoa, Nematoda, Enoplea, Dioctophymatida, Soboliphymatidae.